AGCGAAUUGUCGCUGUUUCCUGUUGCUUCUCUGAUGUCCUGAGUUACGUUGCUACUGCUGGUUGUGAAGGGAAAGGAAAGAUGUCAGGUGCUGGGGGAGGAAAGCGUCCCCCAGGUGGGGACAGCCCCCCUGGCCCACCUGAAAAGAAAAGCAAGAAAGAAGAGAAGACCACCACCACGCUAAUAGAGCCAAUACGCAUAGCUGGAGUCUCCUCUACGGAGGAAAUGGACAUGAAGGUUCUCCAGUUCAAGAAUAAGAAGCUCUGUGAGCGCUUGGAGCAGAGACAGGCGAUGGAGGAUGAGCUGCGAGAGAAAAUUGAGAAGCUGGAGAAGAGACAAGCCACUGAUGACACCACCCUGCUGAUUGUCAAUCGCUACUGGUCGCAGUUGGAAGAGAACGUGCACAUUCUGCGCAAACGUAUUGAGCCAGAACCUCCAGUAGUUUCUACCCCUGCCCAACCCUCAGCACCAAGCACUGACCAACCAAUGGAGGAAGAUGGUGUCAGUCUGGCUUCACCUUCUGCUGUGCCUCCACCUCCUCUACCAGAGGCCCACAAUGAGGGUGAGCAGCCAGAACAGCAGCAACAGCAGGAGGAGCAUCAGGAAGAGCGUCAGGAGGAGCAGCAGCAGCAGCCGCCUCCUCCCACUGGGUCAGAGGAUUUAAUGACAUUAACAGUCUCACAACUGGAUUCAAAAACAGAUACAUCACUGCCACCUCCUCCCUUGAGUGAAAAUGCCAAGGGUUUCUUGUCAACUCUGGAGCAGAGCAGUGAGGAGGAACUAACUCUGCACCUCCAGGACCGCAUGCAGUUCAGCAAAGAAGCCAUUGCCUGCUUGGUCUGCGUCUUUGAUAGGCUGCACAGUUAUAUCAGUGACAUGUGCAAGGUGGUCCAGGCUGCAGCAUGUGAAGACGAUAGCCAGACUGACAUCAUCAAUCUGAACUGCACUCUGCUGGACGAGAACACUCGACUGCGAGACUUAGCCACUCUCCUGCAGGGACGACACCACAAGAUGUCUAUGGAGUAUAAUGAGUUGGUGGACAAGGUGACCAGCUCAGAGACCAAGGUGACUGAGAUGGAGACAACGGUGGAGGACCUGCAGUGGGACAUUGAGAAACUGCGUAAUAGGGAACAAAAGCUUAACAAACACCUAGCAGAGGCCAUGGAGCAGCUAAAGUCAGGAUACAGCAGCACCGGCAGCUCAGGUGGGCUGGCUGGAGGCCAGAUUACACUGAAUAUUCAGAAGUUUGAGAGUCUCAAUGCAGAGUUGGAGCACAACCAGGAGUUGGCAAAUAGCCGCAUGGCAGAACUGGAGAAACUACAGGUGGAACUCCAGGAGGCUGUGAGGGAGAGUGAGAAACUUAAGAUGGACCUGCGCAAUAUUCCAGAAGAGGUUGUAAAGGAAACGUUGGAGUACAAAUGUCUGCAAUCUCAGUUCUCCCUCCUGUACAACGAGUCUCUAGGGGUGAAAACCCAGCUGGAUGAAGCGCGGGCUCUCCUGCUCACUGCGAAGAAUGCCCAUCUCCGACAGAUUGAGCACAUGGAGAGUGAUGAGCUGUCCCUUCAGAAGAAGCUGCGGACUGAGGUUAUCCAGCUGGAAGAUACUCUGGCCCAGGUCCGCAAAGAAUAUGAGAUGCUGCGUAUCGAAUUUGAGCAGAAUCUGGCAGCCAACGAGCAAGCAGGACCAAUCAACAGAGAGAUGCGACAUUUGAUCAGCAGCCUCCAGAACCACAACCUGCAGUUGAAAGGUGACGUGCAACGCUACAAGAGGAAAUUGCGGGAAACACAGAUGGAGAUCAAUAAGUUGCGCUGUCAGAGUGGCGACACGGGGGUUCUGAUUUUGGAGGAGACGACGAGCGACAGCAUCGAUGUGAAAAAAGAGGAGGAUGAAGACCAGGAGGAAGAAGAAGAGAGGAGGAGGGAACUAGAAAGACAGCGAGCCCGGGAGAGGGAGAGGGAGAGGGAGGCCGAGCGGGAGCGCGAGAGGGAGCGUGAGCGAGAGAGGCAGCGCAGUGACGAGCUGAAGAGGAAAGACUCAGACACGCUGAAGAUGCUCAGAGUAGACCUCAAGAAAGCUCAGGAGUCCCAGAAAGAGAUGAAGCUUCUGCUGGACAUGUAUAAAUCGGCGCCAAAGGAGCAAAGAGAUAAAGUGCAGCUCAUGGCGGCCGAACGCAAAUCUAAAGCUGAGGUGGAUGAGUUGAGGAUGCGUGUGCGAGAGCUCGAGGAGAGGGAGCGGAAGGAGAGCAAGAAGCUGGCUGAUGAAGACGCCCUCAGGAAAAUACGAGUGGCAGAAGAAACCAUAGAGCAUCUGCAGAAGAAACUUGCUCCACUAAGCAGGUAUCUGUGUGAGGAGGAAGCCCUGCUGAGUGAGAUGGAUGUAACUGGCCAGGCCUUUGAAGACAUGCAAGAGCAGAACAGCCGGCUGUUGCAGCAGUUGCGGGAGAAGGACGAUGCCAAUUUUAAGCUGAUGAGUGAGCGAAUUAAAUCUAACCAGAUCUACAAGCUGCUGAAAGAGGAAAAGGAAGAGCUGGCUGAUCAAGUUCUUACAUUCAAAACCCAGGUGGAUGCCCAGCUGCUGGUUGUGCAGAAACUAGAAGAAAAAGAGGGAGUCCUGCAGAGCACUCUGGCGGCUCUGGAAAAGGAGCUGGCUGUCAGAACACAAGCACUAGAGCUUAACAAGAGGAAGGCAGUGGAGGCCGCACAGCUGGCAGAAGACCUGAAGGUGCAGCUGGAGCACACGCAGGCCAAACUGAAGGAGAUCCAAGUCUCUGUGGCUGAGAACCGCACCGCCCGGGAGAGGGAGAGCAGCAACCUGAAGCGAGCACAGGAGGAUCUGUCCAGGCUGAGAAGGAAGCUGGAGAAACAGAAGAAGGUGGAGAUGUACUCAGAUGCAGAUGAGAUUCUACAGGAGGAGAUCAAUCAGUACAAGGCCAAGCUGCGUUGCCCCUGUUGCAACACACGAGACAAGGAGACGGUGCUCACCAAGUGUUUCCACGUUUUCUGCUACGAAUGUCUGAAGAUGCGUUACGACACCCGACAGAGGAAGUGCCCCAAGUGCAACUGUGCGUUUGGAGCCAACGACUUCCACCGCAUCUACAUCACUUAAGUCACAUAGAAGAAGAGUGACUACAGAAAAUAGUAGACAGAACCAAAGGAGAGAAAUAAUAAAAAAAAAAAAAAAAAUGAUAAAGGAACUGGAGAUUUAUUCAAAGACAUUUUGGGAAUCUCAGAUGAGUGUGUCCCUGUGUUUAAUCUCUUUGGAAAGACUUAUUUUUAAUCCAUCUUUGCUAUUUUUUUCAUUAAGUUGGUGACCAAACAGCCCUUUUCAGACAUGAAAUGUGUAACAUUGCUGGUUUCAUCCUGCCAGUCAUACCUGGGUCUCUUUGAAUGCUUCCAAUGGCUUUACAGUGACCCACAGAUCCACGGUACAUACCACACUUCCCUAAUGUUUAGCUGGCUUACCACUUUCAUUAAGAGCAGGGUCUCUGAGUCGGUAUGUGCCGCAGCAAAAUGAUAACAAGAUACUCCCGCCCCGCCCACACUGGCUCCGAGAAUAGUCACUCUUUUAAAUUGGGAAUAUGAAAAAAGCAUCACAGAGGACUGUUUUAAUCUUACUGUAAAUUAAAAAAAAAAAAAAAGUUCUUAUGCACAUGCUUUUGGUGUUAAAGGGCAUUGCAGUGAGCUGAGCAACUCACAAAAUGCACAAAAGACAUCCGUUAAUGUAAAUGUGUACGAUUUCAAAGCUUAUGAGAUCCAAAUUAGUCAGAUUGCUGCUGUGAAAAGUGAUCAAGGUGCUCAUUCAGACACAAAGUGGGCCAUGUCUGAAAAGGGUUUUAGAGACAUCGGACUGAGAGUGUUAUGUUGUAGUUAAUAAACACAGUUUUCAUGCACAGUGUUUUUUUUUUUUUUUUCUUUUCUUACAAGUUGAGCUGCUCAGUACUGUUCUCCUGUCUUUGCUGUUCCUUACUAUGUUAAAAUGGUCUCUCUUCACAUACUGGGCCCACUUUUAGUCUUGAAUUGAAUUGUUUAAGAACUUGGAACUGCAGUGAGAUGCUGUUGAUCAUCUUGAAAUAUCGCUUUGAAUUGUUUAGUCCUGCUGGUUUUGGAGCUCUCAUAAAGUCAUUGAAGCUGAAGUUUAAAACUUGCAAAAUUAAAAGAUGUCAUCCUUUA
Archocentrus centrarchus (flier cichlid) is the source of this 4168-nucleotide messenger RNA. It is a transcript of the gene rnf40, whose product is annotated as ring finger protein 40. Bases 81 to 3104 code for a protein of 1007 amino acids. Lineage: Eukaryota; Metazoa; Chordata; Actinopteri; Cichliformes; Cichlidae. Gene Ontology annotation, cellular component: nucleus; HULC complex. The transcript has 20 exons. Gene Ontology annotation, molecular function: metal ion binding; ubiquitin protein ligase activity. The record is from RefSeq and is a predicted model, not a curated record.